This is a messenger RNA of Thelazia callipaeda (thelaziosis nematode), 882 nucleotides long. NCBI's taxonomy places the organism in Eukaryota, Metazoa, Nematoda, Chromadorea, Rhabditida, Thelaziidae. The record is from the annotation of a GenBank genome assembly.
AUGGAUGGUUAUUUAUUGAUUUCUUUAUCAGUUUUAAUGUUCAUUGGUAGUUUUUUAGUGGGAUUGGUGCCACUUACGUUCAAUAUGUCAGAGGGACGAACUCGUCUAUUAAGCACAUUUGGAGCAGGUUUACUAGUUGGAACAGCCCUAUCAGUUGUUGUUCCCGAAGGUGUUGAAUCAUUAUACCUUGCUCAAACUGUGCUCUAUUUAAAAUCUUUUCUUUAUUUUGCAGAAAUUCAGAAAGACGACGAACAUGGUCAUUUGAAAGUAGAAGUUGAUGUUAUGGCAAUUAAAAAGUCUGUUGGUUAUUCCCUAGUUACUGGUUUCAUAUUCAUGUUUAUAAUUGACCAAAUUUCUCGAUUUCUGCAGUCAAAAGGUUACAAUUACAGCAUUUUUAUAUUUCUAGCUGAUGGAGUUGCUCUGGGAAGUGCAUCAACAACGAAUCGUACUGAUGUACAAUUUGUUGUCUUUUUUGCUGUUAUUUUACAUAAGGCUCCAGCAGCGCUUGGCUUAGUCAGCUUUCUUCUGGUGGAAGGUGUUGAACGAUUCAGAAUACGUAGACAUUUAUUUGCUUUCUCAAUUGCUGCACCAUUAACUACUUUCGUGACUUAUUAUUUGAUAAUUAUUGAACAUGAUGCAUUGUCAUCGAAUUCCACAACUGGGAUAUUAAUGUUGUUUUCUGCUGGGACAUUUUUAUACGUUGCAACUGUACAUAUACUUCCAGAAUUGGUAAAUAAUUCAGGUUAUCAUGAAUUAUUGAAUAAUGAUGUUGAGUCUACUGGUCGUGGAAGAGCAUCGUUAACCUUUAACGAAUUUGUCUCUGUCAUUAUUGGCUCCAUUUGUCCCUUGUUAUUGAUCAGUGGUCAUUCCCAUUCACACUGA